ACACAUGUACUGUCCAUGAACGAGAACUCUGUCCGGACCCAAAAGGCCAUAAGGAGUUGUUACUGUGAUUUUUGUAUUUCGCACUUAAACAAACCAAAGCGACUAUGUGGUAAACAGAACAUUUUAUCGCAUAUUAUGAUUUACUGGAAAAAGCAUAUUUAGCCAGUAGUGAAGAGUACAAAGAAAAUGCUCCACAGACAGGAUAAUAAUAGAAAUAGCUGUUACAAUUAGUCAGAACACGGUACAGUCUUCCAGCAACCUGCAGAUCGUCGUGGGUUUCCCUUGAGCUAUGUGUGAAGGAGCAAUGUGGUAGAAAAAUACCCCUCUGACCCUAAGAGGGCAAAUCACAAGAAACACAAAAUUAACUGAACAUGGCCUAACUCUGGUUUUGCUGUGGUUAACAUAAAAUGGCCCCAGCUUCAACAAUGUGUUGCAUGAAUUUGAAGCUGGAUUUCCACAACUGCUCAGUUUACAAGAAGCCCCAGAGUAAGGUAUUUCAAGUAUGUGAGGUGUUGCAUGUACGGCAUAGAGCAAAGGUUAAAGCCACAGUUAAGAAAGGGAUUUCAACUUCAAAGGCACCAUCUACAAUUACAAGUCUCACAAAUCUGUAAAAACCUGUGUCACAGAAAGGUGGGCACAUUUGAGAUCAUUUCCCGCCUGAAUCCGAUUCAUGGGUAGAUUGACGAUCUGGUCAAUUCUAUACAUACCUGAUGUGUCAAAAUUGUAGAAGUAUUUUCCAAGAAUUUGAUUUAAGAAUUUGCUCUAUUUAGAAAUUUAGUGAUUUCUCAACAAAUACUUGUCCAGUGUUACAUUUGACAUAUACAUGUAGCUUAUGUACAGACAAGACAAGUAAAUGUAAACAUGAUAAAGUUUGUUUUGUAUAAAUUUUCCCAGCCUUUAUGGCUUACGCCCCAGAUUGCCAUUUAAUUUUGUGAUAGUUCAUCAAUAGUCUAUCGGAAGAGUGAAGUCUAUUUAACAUGUAUGUACGUGUAUUUGCUACAAAGUACUCGGUCUGUAAUCUCUGUAUUUGCUGUAAUGUGUUUCAGGAACUGUUAACAAGGGGUAGACAACAAAAGCUUAUCACCAUGGCUGAUGUUGAAAUGACUGAGACAGUUGAUGAUGUGGCCAAAGUGAGUGAUCCUGUGGAGAAUCGGGAUGAACAGGCAGAGCGUUUGGUUGAAGAGAUUAUAGGAAAUGAUGUACCAGAUUCUACCUCCACCACUGAAGUAAAAGUAUCGGAGGAGAUGGAGCAAGACAACGGAAAUGGAACGGAUGAAAAGGAGGAUAAAACUGAGAAAGGUGAUGGGGGUGAGGAAAAAGAUGGUGAUGAGGAGGAAGGAGAUAGUGAUGCAGAGAAAGGAGAUGAUGGUAAUUCAGGAGAUGAGCAGCCAGACGGAACAGAGGGGAAAGCCAAAAAGAAGAGAAACAAGAAUGCUCAUGUUAUCUAUGUGUAUCCUGUGAAAUUGAAGGACUUGGUCCAGCCAAAGCUCAGCGACUUUCUGGCCACCUGUUUUUUCUACAGCAUACAUUUUGUUGAAUGCUUUCAGAAAGGAAAAAUGGGAGUGCUUGAAGUGAGGUUUCAGGGAGACAAACCCCCAAAUCUGGAAGAGUUACAGACUCUCUUGAACAACUUUAAGGUGGAAAGUGGUCAGUGUCCUACCCUACGACCAUGGACCCUUGCGGAUGCCAAAAAAAAUAAAUUGGCAGCCUGGAAAGAGGAAAAUGAAGCCCCCACUCCUGAAGGUGAUCAGGAGGAAGCUACAGUGUAUAUUGAAAACCUUCCUCCAGUUGCCAGGCCGGAAAUGCUGAAAUUCCUCUACCCAAGAGCUACCCAAGUUGAGAUCCCCACUGAUACAUCAGGAGAGUCCCUGGGUCACGCGCUGCUGAAGUUUGCCACCACUGAAGAAGCUAAAGCUGUUGUGAAGAAUGCUGCCAUUUACAACCCCAAGAUAGGGAAGAGGUACCUGGCUGUGAAGUUUAUGGAUGCAGAAGGACAAAUUCAUGAGGAACCAUUGUUCAAGGGAUUUGAUUUGGAGGCAGAAGAAAGGAAGAAUAAGCAUAGGAGAUAUGAAACCCAGGAAAGUUAUGACGAUGGAUGGAGGGAUCGUAAGAAGAAGAGCAGGCCCCCAAAACACAUGAGGAAACUCUUGGCUGCUCAAAAGGAAAAAGAAGCUGAAAGUGGCAAAAGUGAGGGAAAUGAAAAAGACAAAGAGGGUGAAGCAGGUUACGAAGACAGUGCUGCAGCCAUGGAGGAGGAGGAGGAAGAGGAAAACCAGGGGUACUGGGGACCUGCAGGUGGAGGCUGGGGAAAUGAGGAGGAAAUGCAGGACUACAGGAACAGUCGUCAAAAUCGUAGAAAUGACCGACCAUGGAGGAGAGAUCGAGACAUGCCAGACUGGCACUCGCACCAACCUGACCGUCGGCGAGGUCGGCCGUUUGAGCGGGACUUUGGUUGGCAGCCACCUCGAGGCUUUGGUCGGGGAAGGCGAGGCCGAGACCAUCGCUUUGACCCUUGGAAUAGCUAUGGGGAGGAGUAUGAAGGGCCACCGCCACCUCAUUUCCGAGGCAUGCGCGGUGGAUUCCGACCAAGACCUCCACCAAUGGAUUACCAGGGAGGUUACGGAGGGUAUGGCCCAGAUGAUGGCACAUACGACCAAUAUGGAGAUCAAGGUUAUUGGCUUGGACCUGGGGACGGCUUUCAGCGUGGUCCAGCUAACUGGGGCAAUGAGCCUGCUGGACCACCACCACCACCACAACAAAAGCCUGAAAACCCACAGCUGGAUAAACUUAAGGGAGAGUUGAUGGAUCAGCUGGGUAAGUUGGCCUCUGGGGAUAUGACCGACCCAGAUACUCUGUCUCGUCUCGCUGAGAAGGUAAGGGAAGUACAUACUGGAGAUAAACCAGCAAAGAAACCUCCGCAGACUGAGCCCAAACCAUUCGGGUUUGGGAACCAGCCUUUUAAGGAUAACUCAGUCCAACCAAAGCCUACUGCACCCCCUCCUCCCCCACCCAGCAACUAUGGUACUCAGAGCUCUGCAAAUGCCCCAGCCAGCUAUACAACUUCUACAGGUGCCUACAACACUCCCACAGCCCCUGCUAGUAAUAACAGCGUCUGGAGCACAGGUGGUUACCAGCAACAAGCUAACGCAGGUGGCUACCAGCAGCAAGCCUCCACAGGUGGGUUCCAGCAGCAAGCUACCACAGGCGGCUACCAGCAGGCCACCAGUAAUACAACUAGUACAACAGGGAACCAGUCCACCACGGAUUCCAUGUACAACAACUGGUUCCAGGGAGGGAACAGUGCUUACCAGACUGGUUACUAUCAGCAGACAGCAGGAGACAACCAGUACCAGACGGGCACAUCUCAGGGUGUGUACUCAACACCAGGGACUGCAGCAGCAUCAACAACAGCAGCUGCAACCAAUAGCCAGAGUCAGUACCAGUGGGGAACAGACCAGUCACAGUAUGACUGGUCAACCGGUCAGUCUCAGUAUUCGGGAACGGACACCAGUAAUCAAUCAGGAUACAACUACCAACAACCCAAUGCCUCUGAUACUGUUGGUCAGUCAUGGGCUUACACAAGCUAUCAACAAGCUUCAGGGGGGUACGGUCAGCCGGCAGCAUAUCAAACUGGCACAGGUAACCAGAGCAGCACAGCUAGUGGAUCAGCCCCAACAUACCAGACACCUAGCCCUGCCUCAGGCCCUGGCAGACCAGGUUUUGAAAAGGUUUAUAGACAACUUUGUGUGAAAAAUCUCCCUGAGUCCCUGGGUUCAAUGGAAAUUAAGGCAUUCUUUGAUGACAUGAUGGUGAAGAAUGGUCUAACAGACACGAAGCCUACUGUGGCAUCAGUCUCUGUGGGCCCAAAGGUUACAUUCAUUGAGUUUCUGACAGAUGAUUUUGCUACCAAGGCUCUGACACUGAAUGGUAUUUUCUGCCUUCACAAAACUCUGAAGAUAGAGAGGACAAACAGGUACAAAAGUCUUACCGGAUGAGGAUAAGACAAUGUCAAUGAUAACAUUGAUAAUACCCAUAUGAUGUCAGAAUUAAUCAUCAGUUUGUCUCUCUUGUAUUUUCAAAGUGUGAAUUGUACAGACUGGAUCCAAACUAGUUGUCAGUUGCUGAAAAUACCACAUGAAAAACUGAGGAUAUUUAAGAUUUUUUAACCAUUUGCGUAGAACAUUUUGAGACCCUUCUCAUUUUUGUUGGCUCCAGUUGGUACAUUAGUUCCCAAUCACUAUAAAACUUUCUUUCAGUUACAUUUCUAAUACUGUAUUUCACUCCACCAACUCAGUUUUUAAAAGAGCUGAUGCAAACUGAGUACAUAUUUAUUUUAAUGUUUAACUUGCAUGAUGAAGCAGCAGACUAAAUACUACCUGUGUUAAUGUCGAACAUACGAAUUCUUUAUCAGCUGAUGAUUUAUGUGUGCCAAUUUGAGAUAGUUUUGAUGUCUAAUUCCAUAGUGUACAUGUAGAAGCAUAUUAUUGAUGUCUUUUAUGCACGUGAUGAAAUGUGGAUUUCCACAAUAACAGACUUCAGUGCCUGGCUGAAUCAUAGUUUAUUCCAACACAAUGCCACUUAAUUUUUGAAGAAAAAAUAGUAUACUAUUUUGUUGACUUAAUUGGUGAGAGAAUGGCAUUGAUUCAACGUCUCUUGCACCUGCUCAAUUUAAUUGGCAUUGUAAAUGUAGGCGACUCUAUGGAGAUGUAAUAGACUAUGUUUUGUACAAGUAGUAAUAUGUCUUGUCUGCAAUCAUCACCUACUGUUUUAAUUUCAUUUUUAUUCAUUUGUUUUGUUGUCAUACUAUCAUGCAAUGUUCUGAUUUCGUCAAGUUGUUAAAGUUUGUGGUGUACAGAUAUUGUUAUAUGUAGUUGUACAGUUUAUCUGUAUCUGGAAUAGCUUCAACACUUAAAGGUUUUCAGUUUCCUUGUAUUUCUUUAUACCUUUUAUACUACUGGGUUUGACUUUUGUGCACUUUGACGAGAAUCCGGGCAGGAGCAGAACUUAUGCAUGGCUGUUCAGAAGCCUGACACUGGCAAUAUAAGGUGUCACUGAAUAAUUCUAUGUUUUAUGUGACAUCCUUUUUUUUGCUUGUUGAUUCUUAAUUUUUUUUUUUUUGAUCUAUGGAAGUAUUAACUGCCGAUGGAUUCCAAGUCAAAAGUCAAGCCCUAUACUAAAACAUGUCAUUGUGUCUAGUUUCAACGCUGACAGCUUGUCAUGGAUCAUUGUAAUAUUUUUCAUUUAUUGCACUCAUUACAUUUUUGUCUGAUACUGCAUUCCAUGAGUUCGCUGUUAUAAUUAGGGAAAAAAUUACUGGUAAAGAUACUGCUACAAAUGUGAAAGAUUCUCUACUUGUUUAUUGUAGAGAUUAUGGAUGAAAAUUAUUGUCAUAACUGAGCUGGAUUUGUGUGUAAUUAUACUUCAAAAGAUAAUCAAGAUGGACUUGCUUUGUCCGUGGGUCUUUUUGGUGUGAGGUUUAAAUAAAUUGCAUUAUUCAGUCUUGUGACAUGUCCUACAAAUCUGCCCUUUCAUUUGUUCCAUGUAUCAUUGUUCCUGGUUACCUUAAUGAUGUGUAUAAUCGGUUUGAUGUUUUAUCCAUACUCAGUGUCAUAUUAAACGUUGGAGUCCCUUGUUUGGUGACCAUGAAAAGCACACCUUUGUGUGAGUCGUGUGAAAAAUGUAAAUAUCAUGAAGAAUCUAGACUAUGAAUUACCUGUCAUGAACUUUUUCACAUCACUGUUUUCUCAGACCACACAACUUGUUCAUAUAUCUGAAAUAAACAAAUAUAU
This is a messenger RNA of Liolophura sinensis, 5789 nucleotides long. RefSeq lists its product as uncharacterized. Gene Ontology annotation, molecular function: RNA binding. Lineage: Eukaryota; Metazoa; Mollusca; Polyplacophora; Chitonida; Chitonidae. The transcript is spliced from 17 exons. The record is from RefSeq and is a predicted model, not a curated record. The coding region runs from base 978 to 3995 and encodes 1005 amino acids.